Molecule: messenger RNA, 4270 nt
Organism: Trematomus bernacchii (emerald rockcod)
Lineage: Eukaryota; Metazoa; Chordata; Actinopteri; Perciformes; Nototheniidae
Product: chitin synthase chs-2-like
Exons: 22
Coding region: 58-3903 (1281 amino acids)
Cellular component (GO): cell periphery; cell septum
Molecular function (GO): chitin synthase activity
Source: RefSeq, a predicted model, not a curated record
AUUUAAGUUAACACACAUCACAACCAGCACCCAUUUGCGAACAGAAAGGAAUGAGGGAUGGAGAGCGACAGAGAUAUUCACAAGAGUCCGUGGGAUACAGCUCGAGAUGUUCCCGACAUUGAAGAUAUACAGACGCCAUGGAAGCUGAUCAAAAUACUAAAGUUCAUCUCUUUGUGGGUCGUCGCUUUGUUUGUGUUUGGAUUGGCGCUGUGUAGCAAGACUUCACUCCUCCUCCUCAUCACCUUGUCCAACGAAGGCACAAAAACCCUCCAGGAGGACAUGAAACCCAUCGCUCUGCUUUGUAUCGGCUGUGCUCUCAUAACUCCCAGCGUCUUGAUAGUUCUUAAAAGUCUCUGGAAGGCAUGCUAUAAAACAUCAAAGCCGCCAAGAUUAUCAACUGUUGCCCUGGUUCUGUUCUUUGAGUUCCUUGUGGCUGGUGGUGCAUCGAUUCUUACUAUUGUGGCAAUGCCACAUUUGGACAUUGUGACCAACGUGACGAUCCUGAACGGUGUAGCCGUCUUCUCUGCGCUCUUACAGAUUAUCACUCAGUGCACCGCCAAAGAAAGGAACCACUCCCUAGUCCCAUCCAUCACCGCCUUCUUCCUAAUUCUGCUUGGUUACAUCCUGUUCCUCUACUUGUACCUAACGAAGGAUCCUACUGAUAAACAGAUGGCUAUUUGGGUGGGUCUCGCUGUUGGUGGGUCCUUCUUGGUGUCUCUCAACUGGUGGGAGAGCUACUUCAGACUGAUCAGCAAGAACAGCAACUCCGUCUUCCUCACGUCGCUGUUGAGAGACAUGAAGAAGUGCCAGAACUUACUGAACAUCCUCUCCAGCCUGCUCAGGAUCGUGGUGACUGCCUCUGUGCUCGGUGCCUAUAUCCCUUUAAACAAAAUGGACUGGAGCAUUGUGAAAUCAAUCCCAAGUCAUGAGACAAAGAUUAUAGCCAUCAUCAUUGGAGUCCAGCUGAUCUCCUCUGCACUCUGCCACUGGUUUUCUCUGAUAGCCUGCAAGAUGCAUGCUCUGCGGCGAUGCUUCAUCCUGCCUCUGUACCUGGCCUCUUUGGCCGUCAUGGUUCUGUUCAUUGUCCCAGUUAUCGUUUACUAUCAAGACUACAAAACAGGUCUAAAUGGCACUGCAAUCAACUUCACAGGCUACUGCAGUGAAGUUGUAGAUGGAAGGAACCAAAACCUGACAGGCAGUGUGUUCCAACAUCUGGUUUAUGAUGUUACACACACUCUGUGCUUCCUGGACAUGUCCAACAUACUUGACAUUGGCCUACUGACAGGUUCAGCAGUGUCCUGGUGGCUUGGCCUUGUCUUGGCCACUCUCCAUCUGUGGUACCUCAAGGUGUUACGUAUCCAGAGGACCCAGGACCUGUUCACCAGGAGGCUGUAUGAAGGGACUUUUAUAGAGCAGUCCUUGCUCCUCAACACCCGAUACGACAUCCAGACCAAAAACAGGAUGAAUAUUUCAGGGGCCUUGGAUACGGUGAUGGUGUAUCUGUGCGCGACUAUGUGGCACGAAAACUACGAUGAGAUGAUGAACAUCAUUAUCUCAAUAUUCAGACUGGACAAGUAUAGACCAAAGUACAAUCCUAAGCAUAUUGAUUUAACCUUUGAAGUCCAUAUCUACUUUGAUGAUGCAUUCGAAAAUGUGGAGGGGAGUCGGGGGCGUCACCUCAACACAUAUGCACAGACCCUUGUGGAAACCCUUGCAGAAGUUUAUGCCAUCUUCACCAGUAUCGAUCAGGGUUUCUUCAAAAAGAGUCAAAACAUUCCCGAUCAGAAGAUCAUUACUACGCCGUAUGGGGGUCGUCUGGUUGUCACCAUGCCUCAUGGGAACAUUAUCACGGUUCACUAUAAAGACAAAGAACUCAUCCGCCACAAAAAGAGAUGGUCUCAGAUCAUGUACCUUUACUAUCUUCUGGGCUGGAAACUUAUGAGCAAACAUUACGCACGCUUGCAGAAGGGAGGGGAAGAGGUCACCCUGAGAGCACAGGUCGAGAAAGAGAAACGCAACACAUACAUCCUGGCGUUAGAUGGGGACACAGACUUCCAACCGGCUGCUGUGAUGCUGCUCAUUGAUCGUCUAAAAAUGUACCCAGGUGUCGGGGCAGCCUGUGGCAGGAUUCACCCCACUGGAUCAGGUCCUGCAGUGUGGUUCCAGAAAUUUGAGUACGCUGUCAGUCAUUGGUUACAGAAGACAGCGGAGCACGUGAUUGGCUGUGUGCUAUGCAGCCCCGGUUGUUUCAGCCUGUUCAGAGCAGAGGCGCUAAUGGAUGACAACGUGAUGAAGAAAUAUUCCACCAAGUCCAUGGAGGCGAGCAACUACAUCCAGUACGACCAAGGUGAGGACCGCUGGCUGUGUACUCUGCUGCUGAAACAGGGAUGGAGAGUGGAGUAUAAUGCGGCCUCUGAUGCCUAUACCAACGCACCUGAAGACUUUAAAGAACUCUACAACCAGCGAAGGCGAUGGGGACCGUCCACAAUGGCCAACGUGGUGGAUCUGCUGGGAUCUACAACCGUGAUUUCCAAGAAAAACCCGUCCAUUUCCAAACUCUUCAUGUUUUACCAGCUCUUUGGCCUCGCCUCAUCAAUCCUGGCCCCUGCCACCAUUUGCCUUAUGAUUGCAGGUACUUUUACCUUCAUGUUCAGCUUGCAUGGCAGCGCUGCCCUGGUUCUGGCUGUGAUACCUCCUUUAAUCUACCUGAUUCUUUGCUUCUACAUCAAAUCGGACACUCAGAUCAAGAUUGCAGGCAUCAUGAGUGUCAUAUAUGCAUUCCUCAUGUUGGUGGUGUCAAUGUCAAUUAUUGGCGCGAUGGUGAGGGACAAAACCAUCCUGACCCCCAGCAGCCUUUUCGUUAUUGCCAUGGCGAUGAUUUACAUCAUCACAGCAAUCAUGCAUCCUCAGGAAAUCCAGCUGGUGUUCCACGGUUUACUCUACAUCCUCUGCAUCCCCAGCGCCUACCUCCUGCUUACCAUCUACUCCAUGGUCAACAUGAACAAUGUGUCCUGGGGCACCCGUGAGACAAAACCUGCAGCUGGAGCCGCCAAACCAGAGCCCGCAGCAAAGCAAACCAAUGUCCAAAAAGCGAAAAACACCUUCCAACAGCACUUCUCUUGGUGCAAAUGCUGCAAGAAAUCCAACCAGACAUCUGGAGGUGGUGUCAACCAGGAUAACCUGAUCCCUGAGUCCCCACAGCCUGAACUCCAGCCCCAGAACUCUGUUGUGGAGGACGUGAGGAUCCCAGAGCAGGAACAGAGGCAGCUGGAUCCUGUUUUCGACUCACCUACCCAAAGUUGGUUGACACAACUACAGAGUGUGUCUCGUGAUAUGAAGCUGGAGGAGGACUCUCUCGAGAAGGAGGAGGAAAGCUUCUGGAUAGAGCUUCAGAAGAAAUACCUUGAACCUCUGCUUGACGACAAAGAGAGACAGAAAAAGAUUGUCAACGACCUGCGAGAACUGAGAAACAAGAUAAACUUUGCAUUCUUCAUCGUGAACGCCCUGUGGCUGGUGGCAACAUUUACCCUCCAGCUCUAUGAAGCCACCUUCUCCAUUGAGCUGCCCAAGAUCAACCUUGACUUGGAGUAUACCGGGGAAAAUGUGAAAAUCGAACCCAUUGGCUUCAUGUUCAUUCUGGGAUUUGCGACAUCAGUUAUAAUCCAGUUCCUAACUAUGUUCUACCACAGAAUCAAUACUCUGAUCCAUUAUGUGGCCUUUCUGGAGACAGAGACCGUUCAGACAAAAUUUGAGACACAAGAACCAUACCUGCCAGGCAAAAAGGUCAGUUCGGUCUCCGAAACUGUCUCCACCUCCAACAACAACUAUGACUCAGACUCAGACUCUGAUGUGUUUGAUGAUGAUCUUUACACCAGAGAUCAAAAUGGAGCCACUCCGGUGUAAACACAGACUCUGUCUAAAAAAGUUUAUACCACUUUAAAAUUACACUAUAUAGGCUUUACCAAAUUGUCUUUAGUUUGUAUAUAUUAUUUAUGUUUACGUAGUCAGGCACAUCUUAUUAAUGAAGAGCUGUUAUUGAAGGCAAUUAAACACAUUUCAUCACAAAGUGAUCAACAGAUAUUCUAGAUGAAAUGGUUUAUAAAAUGUUUUUGAACAUUUGAAUUGAGAGGCAGAUAGAUCUGUACAUCAUCGGCAUAGCAAUGGAAGGGGAUGUUUUGUUUUGUGAGAAUUGAACCUAGGGGCAGUAUGUACAGUAGAAAAAGGAUGGGGCCCAGAAUAGAGCCUUGGGGAACCCCACAGGUAAGAGGGG